Molecule: messenger RNA, 2820 nt
Organism: Plasmodium inui San Antonio 1
Lineage: Eukaryota; Apicomplexa; Aconoidasida; Haemosporida; Plasmodiidae
Exons: 10
Coding region: 1-2820 (939 amino acids)
Source: RefSeq, a predicted model, not a curated record
AUGGGGGUAGCAGGUCUGCAUGCGGCUGUCCUUUUCCUUCUUCUUCACCUGGGAGUGUCCCACACGACUGACGAUGGGGAGCCACCGGGGGGACCCACCACCUACUCCCUCGAUUUUAACAAUAAGCAAAGAUACAUAGUUCGCAGGGAGGCGGGGUCUCCCUACCGAAGUUUCUUCCUCUACAUCGAGGAGAUUCAAAAAACAUCCGUCGUUUACCCCCUCAGAUAUGUGAACGACCCCCCGAUUAAAUACUUCGAUCAAAUUGUCCCGUACACGCGGAGGGAAAUAAAGAGGAAAAAUCUAAAGCACUUUUGUGAAGAGAAAAAAAAGUUUUAUGAGAAUGAGGAGAGUCGGGAAAUCUGCUUCUGCUGCUACUGCAGUCCCCACCCCGUUUUCCCUCUCUACUCGGGAUUGAAGUACCGGAGGCAGAAGAUCCUUUGUGGCAGGCGGGUGACGGACGGGGAGGAGACAGUCCUCCUUACCCUAAAGUGCUUAAAGAAGAGCAGAAGAAAGUACCACGCCUUUUUCGUCCAGAGGGGUUUAAACUCCUUCACGCUUAACGUUACGUUGCAGGAAUUCAAUCUGAAUGACGAGUUUUUUCUAAGUAGAAAUGACAAGUCGGCCCUGGAGAGAAAGACCUACGUGCUGGACCCCUCGAACAAUGAAAUUGAUGACGAGGUAUUCAAUGUGCGACUGAAGUUCCUCCCGGAGAGGACGCACCGAGGAGAUUCCAUUGAGGGGAACUACCUUUUCCUUGAUUCCGACGUGUUUAAAAGGAGGGUAGUGUUGGAUGACUCCUUCACAGACGAGGAGGUGCUGGAGAAUGGCCUCAUCGUGAGCGCGGAUCACGUGGACGAGAAAGGCAUCGAGUGCAACAAAAUCACGGCAUACCCAACGGUGUGGGAAGAGAAAAAGGGGUUCUGUCAGUAUGGAAAGAAUCACUGCCUCAAGGGGCAGCUGGCCCACUUCGUCCACUUGGAGGGGAAGCUAGACGGGAAGAAGCGGUUGCGGAAUAACUACUCCUUUUUCAUGACAAGGAAGACCCUCUUGGGGGGGCGUGCCACUGCCGAUUGGAGUAGAGGUGAGGGUGACGGGGAUGGAGAAGAGCAGAAUCCCGAAAGUGUCGCAAACCAGGCGAGUAAUUCCAAUCACGCAAGUGAUGCCAAUCACACGAGCGCUGCCAACGCCGCUACCCCGCCGCGGCACCUCGAGGAGGACUACCACAUGGGCCUGCAAAAGCGCGGACACAACUUUGCGGAGAUAACAUCGUACGGCGGGGAGAGCCUAAAGAUAACGCACGAGGAAGACGUCCUGGGAGAGUCCGUGUCCCUUGUACACAUGUUGAGCAAUUGCUACGAUUUUAGAAACCAAAUCGAUCAGUCCUGUUCGGUAUACAUAAGCAUAUGGAAUGCAGAGGACGUGGAGAAGGAGGUGAAGGUUUCGAUUCAGUGCUCCAAGAGGAUAGUAGCUGAUGAGAGUACACUCAGGAGGACAGUUAUCUUAGCGGAGAAGGGGGAGAGCAGUGUGGUAAUAACGUUUAGACCAAUCGUCGACUUGCUCGUCACCCCCUGCAGAGUGGUGGUGCAGCGAGAGAAGAAGCAGCAGCAACAGAAGAAGCAACAGCAACAGAAGAAGCAACAGCAACAGAAGAAGCAAGAGCAGCAGAAGGGGAAUAUCCGGGGGGAGUCCCCGCCCAGCCCCACCGCCGGGGGGGUUAGCCAUAAGGAUGCAAAUAAAGACAGGGGAGACACGGGCGAACCGAUCGAAGCGAACGUAGCGAACCAACCGGACGAACCAAUCGAGCAGUACUUCACGUUUUCCCUUGGGAGCCGCGGGGAAAAGGAAGGAGAAACACUAGAGAGGAUCCUCUGGGACAGACCCCUCCAGUUCGACGACGUCCCUGAGGCUAUUAUCCAACUGCACCGAAAAAGGCUUCAGCUCCUCGAAGAAGAAGAAGUAGAAGAAGAAGACGAUGAUACAACUGGAAGAGGAGUCCUAAUGGAAUACACAGGGAGAGUUGCAAAUCACUUCAGCCGUUAUCCAAUAAGUGUCAAAUUUUUUUUUCUCCUCCUCUGCAUCAUCCUUGUCGUUAUCUUUGUCGUCCCAAGCGUGCACCCACUGAAUGGGUUCUUACUUAAAAGGCAAUGGUUCUACACGUUGCGGAAGAUUCGCAUUCUAGCCAUUUGGACAAUACAAGACGCGUGUCGCUUUGUCCAUCGGACAGUAAAACGGACCAUUAAAUUGUUUAAGUUUCUGCUCGUGAAGGUAUGGAGGCUUGUCUCCAGAAGGAGACGUAAGAGAAGGAAAGAACAGGAACUCAUCGGAGAAGCGCACCUGCACAAACAGAUCCGAAGGAGAAAGAAGGAUGAAAAAAAGAGGAAUAAAAAGAUAAAGGGGGAGAAGCUGAAGAAGGAACAGGAGGAGCUGCGGAGAAGAAGGCAAAAAAGGCUGAUGCUUCACGAGGCAAAAUGUAAGGGGGAGGUGCGUCGGGAGAAGGGGGAGCGCCGACAAAGGGACCCAAUUGGGGGAGACCACCACGGGAGGAGAGGCCAAUCCAAGAGGGGACAUUCCUCCUCCGCAUCGUCUGUCCCUUCCUCUGCCCCGUCUCCCUCUUCCUCCAGCACCCCCUCCCGUUGUCCUAAGCCCAACGCAGCACGGGGGAAGAAAACUCACAGAACAGGUCAUGCAAGUAAAAGGGGAGAAGGGGAAAAGAAACAAAAGGAAACACAUAGGGUAAAACCCAGCGUAGUUACUCCGACCAGUAGUGAACAGAAGGCGAGGCGUCACCACGAGGGGGACACAAAGGGGGCGAUCCGAUAA